GUGAAAUCAAUAAUACCAUUUGUAUUUGUAAACAUUGAGUUAGUGUUUAUUACGCACGUUUCUCAAUAUAUCGUAUCAAAAUGGGCUCUGAAACCCAAAAUAAAUUUAGAAAGAAAAAAAUUGAUAAACGAUUUUUGAGUAAGAAUAAAACUAUCAAACUAUAUAAAGAACGUCAAAGCAAAAUUGACCUAUUCAAGAAAGAAGUAGAUGAGUUAAAGCAAAAAUAUGAGAAGAUAACUACAUCUGAAAAUAUAGAAACAUUUGAUGAUAUUCCAUUGUCAAUAAGAACAAGAAAAGGUUUGAAGGAGUGUGGUUAUUUCACUCCAACUGAAAUUCAGAAGGAAACUAUUCUCUUAGGACUAAAAGAACGAGAUAUAUUAGGAGCUGCAAAAACAGGGUCUGGCAAAACUCUAGCUUUUGUUAUACCUUUACUAGAACAGCUUUUUGUUUCUGGCUGGACCAUACUUGAUGGUCUAGGUGCACUUAUCAUCACUCCAACGAGAGAGCUAGCUUAUCAGAUUUAUGAAGUUAUCAACAAAGUUGGAGCCAAUCAUACAUUUUCUGUUGGCUUAAUUAUUGGUGGAAAAGAUUUAGCUAAAGAAAGAAAACUGCUUGAUAAGUGUAACAUAAUGAUUUGUACUCCUGGUCGCCUUUUACAGCACAUGGACGAAAAUCCUCUGUUUGACUCAAUGAAUUUAAAGAUUUUGAUACUAGAUGAAGCUGAUAGAAUUUUGGAUUUAGGAUUUGCCAAAACCUUGGAUGCUAUUAUAGAAAAUCUUCCUCAAGAGAGACAAACGCUUUUAUUUUCUGCAACACAAACAAAGUCUGUAAAGGAUUUGGCUAGAUUAAGUUUAAAAAAUCCUGUAUAUGUUUCUGUUGAUGAACAUGCAAAGUACACUACUCCAGAGGCUUUGCAACAAAGUUUUAUUGUUUGUGAUGCUCAUGACAAAAUGAAUUUAAUUUGGUCUUUUAUUAAAAGUCAUAAAAAACAGAAGAUUUUGGUAUUUAUGGCAAGUUGCAAGCAGGUGAAGUUCACUUAUGAAAGUAUCUGUCGUCUGAGACCAGGAGUUAGUAUAAUGGCAUUAUAUGGCAGUUUGCAUCAACUAAGAAGGAUGCAGAUUUAUGAUGAAUUCUGCAAAAAGAAUCAUGUUGUUAUGUUUGCAACAGAUGUCGCAUCUAGAGGAUUAGAUUUUCCUAAUGUUAAUUGGGUUGUUCAAUUAGAUUGUCCUGAAGAUGUUAACACUUAUAUACAUCGUGCUGGGCGAACUGCUAGGUAUGAAAAAGGUGGUGAAUCUCUUUUAGUGUUAUUACCAUCUGAGAAGGAUUCCAUGAUUAAACAACUUGCAGAUCGUAAAAUACCUAUUGAAGAAAUAAAGGCUAAUCCAAAUAAACUUCAAGAUGUAAGAAGAAAGCUCGAUGCUAUUCUAUCAAGGGAUAAAAAUUUUAAAGAAUCUGCAUCUAGGGCUUUUAAGUCUUAUCUGAAAAAUAUAUAUUUAAUGAAGGACAAGUCUGUUUUUGAUGUCAUGAAAAUUGAUGUGGACCAGUAUGCCACGUCACUUGGGCUCAAUUUUGUACCAAGAAUUCGAUUCUUGGAAAAGCAUGUAAAAGGUUAUAAAAAUGCCUCUGUUAAAGAUUCAAACACUGAAAUAAAGCAAAAAAAUGAAGAUUCGUCUGAAGACGAGUCAUUAGAUAUUGACUCUUCAAUUAUAAAUGAAGAAAAUGCCCAGAAACAUCUUAAAGCUCAUAAAAUGCCCAUAAGAAUUAUAAAUUGUGAUGAUGAGGAUUCACCAGAUCAAGAUGACUAUGAAUAUUUAAUACCCAUGAAACAGCUUGAAAUUUUAUCUGAUGUGGAAGAGGAUUGGGAAGAAAAAAGUAAAACUCAUAAGGUUCUUUCCAAAGCUGCUUUGGUCAAGAAAGCUUUAAAAAAGAAGACAAAACUUAAUACUGUUCUAAAGUAUGAUGAAGAAGGAAAUCCUCUUCGGGAAGUUGGUGGACAGUUGAUACCAGAUUUAGCUGCUGAUCCAAAACUAGGAUUAUUAGAGGAAGAUUAUAGCUUAGAUAAAGUGAAACCUAUACUUGAUAAAGAAAAUGAAAUAGAUAGACGAAUUUACAAGGAAAAGAUAAAAGCUAGACAUAGAGCUGAAAGACUGAAAAAGAAAGAGAAUAGAUGGCUAAAAAACCCAGCUGGGGCUCCUCCAACUUUAAAAGAUUCUGAAGAUGAUUCUGACAAGGAUAAUGAAGAUUCUAUGAUUGAUCCAAAUAACAUGUACUCGUCUGAGAGUGAAGAAGAGAGUUCCGUUAAUAAUGAACGAUUAAAAAAUCAUAUAAGUUCUAAUGAUUCUAGUGGAGACAAUACUGAGGAAUCUGACAGAUUUGCUGGUUCUGGAGCUGAAAUGAACAUAAACAGUGAAGCUGAAAGCUCUGAGGAGGAAUUAGUAGACAAAAUUGAAACUUUCAGCGGCAAAAGAAAAAAAUUAAUUUCCCAAGCUAAAAGCAAGAAGCAAAAGUUGAACAGCAGUGUAGCCAAAGUGAAAAGAGAAAAGCAGAAUCGCACUCUGGAGGAUGAUGAACAAUUAGCACUUCAUUUCCUUAAUAGCUAAUUAGUCCUACUUAAUGUAUAGGUUUUGUAAAUAUAAAAUUAUAUUUGUAUUAAAUAAUUUAUUUGUUUUACAAAA
Molecule: messenger RNA, 2675 nt
Organism: Parasteatoda tepidariorum (common house spider)
Lineage: Eukaryota; Metazoa; Arthropoda; Arachnida; Araneae; Theridiidae
Product: putative ATP-dependent RNA helicase DDX10
Molecular function (GO): nucleic acid binding; ATP binding; RNA helicase activity
Source: RefSeq, a predicted model, not a curated record